AUGCAGCCAAAUCAUUAUGACCUUCUCGGUCAGGUGCAGGAUGAGCCCAGGAGCAAUGCCGGCCGACUGACGCGGGAUACAUUGCAGUCACGUACAAACGCACCGAUAAGAUCAGAAGAUUCGUGGAUUGAGGUUUCGUCCCAGCCGUCUUCCUCGUCCUUGUCGUCGGCUGCUACGACUGACGACAUAAUAACCACCGGCCUUCGUGUUCCGCAAAGAAACUCUGCCUAUAAUCAUCCUCGCAGUCGCCGACGACGUCUGCAGCACCUGGCAGCUGUGGCUACUGCACACGUCGAGUAUUCAUCCCACGAACCAAGCAGCAGUCAAGAUGAAUAUGAAGAAAGCGAAAGCGAAAGCGAAAGCGAAUCAGAUCGCGUUAUGACUAGCUCAAACGAAGACGUCGCUCAGCCGUCUUCUGUUUAUCCUCCAGCCGGUUCAGAUAUUAGUCCUUCCAGUGACGAAGAUGAUAACUCAACGGCGCUUGGAAUGGGCAUAAGCUCGUCGCCAUUUGUCCCUCAACCCAACGUUUUCUCGCAACCCCCUACCUCUGAGACCCCCUCCUGGACCAGGGCUACCGAAGUACACCGUUCGCGACCGAUAAGUGAUGUUUCUACAUCGAGCCGCAGGACAGCGAUCCGAAGGAACUCCCGAACCACUCGGCGGCAAUCUGGCCAACAGCAUAGUCCUUAUAAUGUUAUUUCUCCGUCUCAUCACGCCGACCAUGACGCUGCACUCCGAGCUAGCCUUUCCACCUUACUUUCUUGUGCUGCGGCUGCCCGGGGUCUUCCAAAGUCUGAAUCUCAACCUGCACCAACCGGGCCUUCCAGAGUGCAACCAUCUUCCUUUAGAUGCACACGUACCCAGGCAACCUCAGCAACCGGUGUCUCCCCAUCCGCCACCCGAGGCUUCUUCUACUAG
This is a messenger RNA of Aspergillus calidoustus, 918 nucleotides long. The record is from the annotation of a GenBank genome assembly. NCBI's taxonomy places the organism in Eukaryota, Fungi, Ascomycota, Eurotiomycetes, Eurotiales, Aspergillaceae.